This is a messenger RNA of Xenia sp. Carnegie-2017, 1428 nucleotides long. Its product is annotated as tRNA (adenine(58)-N(1))-methyltransferase catalytic subunit TRMT61A-like. The transcript has 9 exons. Gene Ontology annotation, biological process: tRNA methylation. NCBI's taxonomy places the organism in Eukaryota, Metazoa, Cnidaria, Anthozoa, Malacalcyonacea, Xeniidae. Gene Ontology annotation, cellular component: tRNA (m1A) methyltransferase complex; nucleus. Bases 270 to 1268 code for a protein of 332 amino acids. The record is from RefSeq and is a predicted model, not a curated record.
GAUAUUUACAUCUUGCUUACCAGAAAAUCUGCCAUUUUUGUCAUAACGUUGUCAUAGCAAUGGCAUCGAAGUCAGUAGUUAACCAUCUCUACCCUCCGCGUUUUUUCAAUAUAUAUAUAUAUAAUAUAUAAAAUCCCUCAAAGCCGGGGGGUACAGCACAUAGGGACAAGAAAAGAUAUUUCAAAUUUCAUAAUUUUCAUUCAUUCACACACAUUACACAUUUUAUGUUUACCACCUAAAAAAAUUACAAUAUCUCUGCUAUCUGUAGUAUGAGCUAUAGUUUACUAAAAUACAAGAGUCACGUUGAAAAUGGAGACACCGUUAUAGUUUAUAUGGGUAAAGGGAGAAAGGUAGCCUUACAAAUUAAGAGAGGCGAAAUCUUCAACACAAACUUUGGUCCUUUUCCACAUAACCAUCUCAUUGGUCAGAAAUAUGGCUCAAAGGUAUUUUCCAAGACAAAAAAAGGAUGGAUUUACAUGUUGUUUGCUACACCAGAAUUAUGGACAGUGACAUUGCCACAUCGAACACAGAUCUUAUAUAAUGCAGAUAUUAGCAUGACUCUCUUGCAACUAAACCUUAGACCUGGAUCAAUUGUUGUUGAAUCAGGAACUGGUAGUGGUUCAAUGUCCCAUGCCAUAUUGCGAACCAUCGCACCUUGUGGACAUCUUUACACUUUCGAAUUUCAUGAAAUGCGAGCAACUAUGGCCAGAGAUGAAUUUGAACGUCAUGGUCUUUCUGAUAUGGUAACGGUUACUCAUAAAAAUGUUCUUGAAAAUGGAUUUGGUUUAAGCAAUGUUGCUGAUGCUGUGUUUUUGGACCUUCCUUCGCCAUGGGAUGCAAUAAAGUUUUCGAAAGAGGCAUUGAAGACUAAUGGCGGACAUCUGUGCUCUUUUUCACCAUGUAUUGAACAAGUCCAACAGACAUGUAUUGUUUUAGAAGAGAAUGGUUUUAGAGAUAUCCGUACCAUGGAAUGUCUGCAACGAAAAUACAGCGUAACAUCGAUAAAGGCAGAUGUACCAAACUUUGGCGAUAGAAAUGCAAAAGAAGAAGACGAUAUGGCAGAGCCACCUGAAAAACGAAGUAACUGCGAAUUAGACGAUGAUGAGAAGAAGAUACAAAACAGUACAAAAGAAAGUUUCAUCAAGAGAACGAAGGAAGAAAAAGUUGCAAUGAAAAAUAAAAUAUUUACCGAUAUAACUAUUUCUCGACCUGUUCUACCAAUACCUGGUCAUACGGGCUAUUUAACGUUUGCCUCGUGGUAUUCUUAAAUGAUAUAUAUAAAUAAACCCGAUAGUAGUAGCACUCUGAAUAGAGUUGAUAUCUUCAUGUAAAAAUAUUUCAUGAAAAUAACUCAUUCCUUUGUACAUGAAUAAGUGAUGGUAAAAAUCUUGUUUUGAUUAUUCUUCCGAUAUAUAUAUUGUCAAGCAA